AUGGCCGGUUUUAGCGACGUGGGAAUAGGAGAUUUUGUUCUUUUACAGGACAUUUCUCUUGAUUCCUUUAUGGAAAACCUUAAAAAGAGUUCCAGAGACUCUUGUAUAGUGAUCUCAGGUGAAAGUGGUUCAGGAAAAACAGAGGCCUCCAAAAUCAUCAUGAGGUAUAUAGCUGCGAUAACUAAUGUUAGUGGCCAGCAAGAAGUUGAAAGAGUGAAAAAUAUUCUUCUGCAAUCAAACUGUAUUCUUGAGUCAUUUGGAAACGCCAAGACAAAUAGAAAUGAUAAUUCUAGUCGUUUUGGAAAAUAUAUGGACAUCAAUUUUGAUUUCAAAGGAGACCCGUUAGGUGGCCACAUCAAUAACUAUUUGCUGGAAAAAUCCAGAGUUGUUAUGCAACAACAUGGGGAAAGAAAUUUUCAUUCUUUCUAUCAACUUCUUUUUGGAAGCCCAGAUUCAGUCCUGUCACAGUGUAAACUAAAACAAGAUCCUAAAGCUUACUUUUACAUCAAGCAGGGAGGAAGUCAUAAGGUGGAUACCAUAAAUGACAAGUCUGACUACAAGUCUGUAAACUCUGCUAUGAGAACACUUGGGUUUCUGCAGGAACACUGUGAUACUCUCUGGAAAGUUGUUGCAGCAAUCCUGCACAUGGGAAACAUUGAAUUCUCAAUGGAAGAUGACCAGACAUUUGUUAAGAAUAAAGACACUUUAAAAAUAUUAAGUAAACUGUUUAGUGUGAAAGAGGAUGACUUGGAGAAAACUCUCUGUCAUCGGGUCAUUGCUGCAGGUGGUGAAGUGAUGCAAAAAGGACACACUAAAGCUGAAGCAAUCUAUGGAAGGGAUGCAUUUGCUAAGGCUAUUUAUGAAAGGAUGUUUACCUGGAUCGUCAAUCGGAUCAAUGAAGCUAUAAAGGUGGACACUGACUGGAAGAGUCACGGGAAGAACACUGUGAUUGGUGUGCUAGAUAUAUAUGGUUUUGAAAUUUUCGAUAACAAUAGUUUUGAACAAUUUUGUAUCAACUACUGUAAUGAGAAGUUGCAACAGCUUUUUAUUGAGCUUGUGCUGAAGCAAGAACAAGAGGAAUAUCGUCGGGAAGGAAUUGAAUGGCAAAACAUUGAAUACUUCAACAAUGCUAUAAUUUGUAAUCUGGUUGAAGAACCUCAUAAAGGUAUAAUCUCCAUAAUUGAUGAAGCUUGCCUUAAUGUAGGAAAAGUUACUGAUGAGAUGCUUCUAGAAGAGUUUGACAAGAAACUCGGCAGUCACAAACACUACACUAGUAGAAAGUUGGCCCCAACAGAUAAAUCAAUGGACCAUGCCAAAGACUUCCGUAUUCACCACUAUGCUGGAGAUGUGAAAUACUCAAUUCUUGGCUUCUUAGACAAAAAUAAAGAUACACUGUUCCAAGACUUCAAAAGGCUUCUGUAUAGCAGCACUGACCUACUGAUUAAAUCAAUGUGGCCCGAGGGAGCCCAGCAUGUGACUCAGGUUACAAAAAGACCACUGACUGCUGGUACACUUUUCAAGAAUUCCAUGAUAGCACUUGUGCAGAAUUUGUCUCAGAAGGAACCGUAUUAUAUACGUUGCAUCAAACCAAAUGAGAAGAAAUCCCCUUUGUUGUUUAAUGAUGAGAGGGUACGCCAUCAAGUCUGUUAUCUUGGCUUGAUCGAAAAUGUUCGAGUAAGGAGAGCUGGCUUUGCAUAUAGGCAGACAUAUCCUAGAUUCCUUCAGAGGUACAAAAUGGCAUCAAAACUCACUUGGCCUAAUUAUCAUGGACCUGAUAAGGAUGGGUGUCGUGUGUUAAUUCAAGAGUUAGGCUUCUCAGAUGACGUCAAGUAUGGGAAGACAAAGGUUUUCAUCCGAUCACCUCAGACAAUUUCCAAACUGGAAGAACUGCGAGCUGAAAUGAUUCCAACUUUAGUUCUCCUCCUCCAAAAGAUGUGGCGGGGAGCCAUUGCAAGACUGAAGUAUAGAAAAAUGAGAGCUGCUUUAAUAAUCAUGGCACGCUAUCGAAAAUACAAGAUGCGUUCCUAUAUUAUUCAGCUUCUACAGGCUUUCAAAAAUGUGAAACAAGCAAAAGAUUUUGGAAAGAAUGUCAAAUGGCCACGCCCUCCACCUGUCUUGAAGAAUGCUGUGAAUGACUUCAAAAGCAUCCACGAGAGGUGGCGAGCUCACAUGAUCUUGAAACGUGUACCUAAAGAAGAAUGGCCACAACUUCAAUUGAAAGUGGCUGCUUCAGAGGCAUUAUCUGGUUGUCGUAAAGAAUGGGGCUUAAAGCGAAAGUGGGAAGGCAAUUACUUAGCAAUGAACCCUGAAAAUGAUAAUUCAUCAACAUUUAUCAGCUCUGUGGGAAGUCUCAAGUCAAAGGAUCGUUUCCAAAAUGCCCUCUUCUCUAGCUUUGUGAGAAAAGUCAACAAACAUAACAAAAGUGCAGAACGAGUAUUACUUGUAACUGACAAGUACCUUUAUAAACUGGACAAUAAAAAGUUUAGACCACUGAAGUCAGGAAUUCCUAUAACUGAUUUGACCGGAGUAAGUGUUGGUCCUGGCCCUGAUCAGUUAGUAAUCCUUCAUCUGCGUGGUGGUAAUGACUUUGUGAUAGCUCUGACUUCGCACAAUGAAGAUAACAGAGUUGGUGAGCUUGUUGGAGUCGUGGCUCACCACUGGAAACUUGCCCAGAAGCGAGACUUGAAGGUUUUAGUUGGGAAACAACUUCAAUGUAUGCUAGGAAACAAGGAGAAGAUAAUUCAUAUUGAAGUUGACUCAAAUGUGAUAACACCAGCCUUUAGGAAAAGUGGUGCCAAUCUAUCAUUCAUGUGGCCCGGUGGAAGUAAUUAAAUAUGUGAUGUUCAACGGUAACAUCUAACCUUGCGACACAAAGCCUUUUAUCAAGAAUACAGAAGAAGAAUGUUCUUAUGAUUUCCAUACCAUAUUUCUCUCCUCAAACUGAUAAGAUUAUGUUGCUUCAGAUCUGCUAAUUUUGUAGGUUUUGUGUUCUUUUCUAGGUAAUUUUAACGAAAAAAUUUCCCGUAAGGUCAUUUUCCAGAUAUCAUAACUUAAAUCACUUUAAACUGGUUAUCAAAUGUUGAAUAAUAUGCUUAGCAUUGUUUUAUUUUUUUAUUAUUUUUUUGUGUCAAAGUUUAAUUUAAAACUUUCAUGUGGAGUUUAUUCUUAAGAAUUCAUCUUAAAUUUUGUUUUUGUAGCUCAGAUUUUGAUGCUGUAAUAUCUGUAGAUUGACAAUUAUCACUUAGAAAAAAAGGUGCUACUAAUUAUAGAGAGGAAAGUUUUGGAAAAAUUAUUAUCAUAUUGUGGGUGCAGAUUGUGUUUGUACUGAUCAUGUUGUGUGACCCCAAAAGUAAAUUAUGUACCUUCAAAUUUAAUUGUGAAAACCAAGAAAACAUCUGCCCGUUUACAGGUGAAGAAGAAGAAUAGGUUGAGAAAUGUAGUUUGUUAGGAUGAUGACAUAAGAAAAUGCCUUAUCUGCUUUGCUUGUUCACAUAAUAAAACCAAUACAAUUAAUGGUUAAGUUGUGUUUAAUGGUCAGAUCCAUUUAUUUUGUUAUUCAAUUUAUUUAGUUGUAAAACAAAACAUAAUUUGUAAAGUUAUUUGAAAACUACAUUUCAAAGUUUCAAUGUUAAAACAAGAGGAUGUAACUUGUUACAUCACCAAGGGGACCUCAAAGUCAUGUUGUUUGUUGUUGUUGUUUUUAGAAAGUAAAUGUGCUAAUUAUGAUAUGAAGAUUUGUAGAUAUAAUCUAUUUUGUGUAGAUAUCCUUUUAAAAGCUUUUGGUUUGUAUACUGAGAAAUUAAUUAAGUAUUUCUGAAUUGUCAAGAUUCAUUUAUAAGUAGAUAUUAAUGUGAUUUGAAGGUAUUUCUAAAUAUAAAAUUAGUUUUUUUUUUUACAGAACAUAAUUAUUUCAGAUAUAUAUUCUACUGUUUUUGUAGGAAUUUGCAGUUUGCAUUUGCAAAAACAACAGAGUUAAUGUAUAUUUUAAAGAUAAUCAAAUAAAGACAUUGUAGAAGAAGUUCACUAUUAAUCAGUUUCUAAAGUGAUUUUUUAUAUAGGUCUGCUGUAUGUGGAGACUUUUAAUUAACUUUGAAAGUUAGGCAUAUAUUACAUGUCAACAUGAACUGAAUAAAAACCAAUUAAAUAAAGUAUAGCAUGUUAUACCUGUACUAGAUUAAAACAAAAUGAUGCAACUUUAGUGUGUUAACCCUAUUGAGUUAAAACCAAAUGAUGCAGAUUUAAGGCAUUAAUUCUGCUGAAUUUAAACAAAAUGAUAUAAUUAUAGCAUGUUACUGUGUGAUAGACUAAAACGGUAUGACACGAGUUUAAUAUCUAGUACAUUAAAACUGAAUAUUGCUAGUUUAACACAAAAUGUAUACUGAAUUAAAGUCAUAGAAAUCCAGCAUGUUAUUGUCAUAUAAAUGAAAACCAAGUGAUGCAUAUUUAGUAUGUUGAGAUGUGUGUACUAGAUUUGAAUAAUUUUAUGAACGUUUAGCAUAUUAAUAUCUAUAAAUUUAAAUUCAUAUUAUGCAAAAUUUUGUUACAUCUAGAUUUAUCACAUAAUGCAAUUUCACUAUGUUAAUAUGGUGCAAGUUUAGCAUGGAAGUGUAUACGUUAUUAAGACCAACUGUUUUAUCUGAUAUUAACUACUUGACUAAAACCAUAUUAUGUACAUUCAACUUGUUAAUGCAUAUUGCAUCAAAAGUAUAUGAUGCAAAAUAAGAGCUGUAUGAUGUUUAUCGAGUUCCAUUUUCCAUCUCUUUGACUUUAAUUCGAAUAUUUCGUUUUUAUAAUUCAAACUGUAUAAUGAAUUUUUCAAAAUUAAAUAUAUUGUUUGAGUGUUUUUAUAGAGCAUCAAUGGCUUCCCCUCAGUAUUUGAAAAUUUGAUACUAAUGUGAAAAGGUCAAUAUGAGAGAUUACUCCUCAAAAUAGUGCCUUGCAAAGAGCAUUUUGUGUCUAUUUUUUAUACGAUAAAUAACUUUUCUAUUCAUUAGGAGAAUUACUUGAGAUGGGAUAAACAAGUUUUCAUGAGUGGUAUUAUUAUAAAAAAAUGAGCUAUGUUUGCAACUUGGUAGUCAGUAUUCUUCUAUUGUGAUAAUUAACAUUUAAACUAACCCUUUCCAAGAACUGUAAAUGAUUUGUGACUUAAGAUUUUAUUUAUAAAUUUCCCUUUAACUCUAUUUGUUUUCCUGGUAAACUGAGCUGUUCUGUUUCUGACACCUUUCCAACUCCAGGUUAUGAAGGUACCUGUCAAAGGAUGUAUUCUGAAGGGAGAGCUUACUUGUAACUAGAAUUGCAUUAUUGUUUGAUGUAAAAGUAAAACAUCUUACUGAAGUAUUUUACUAUGUGAUCAAAUCAGUUCCAUUGGUUCACUCGGUGGACAUGACAAAGCCAAGUAGUUCACGCAGCAAAUACGAAUAGUUUAGUUGAUUAGCCAACGUGUCUAAAACGUAAUUAAUCCACUCGGUUCUUUUUUAUGUCACAACUGUAAGUUUGUUUUGAUGGUGUAGUUAAUCAGUGUAGUUCCUCUUAAUAAUAUGACUGAUCCAACUUGUUUCUGUUACUGAUGUCACUGGUCCAAGUAGUUUGUCUUAAUGAGAUGAUCCCAGUAGUCUCUGUUAUUGACUUGACUGAUACAAGUAGUGUUUGUGUUACUGACGUGACUGAUACGAGUAGUGUUUGUGUUAUUGACGUGACUGAUACGAGUAGUGUUUGUGUUAUUGACGUGACUGAUACGAGUAGUGUUUGUGUUACUGACGUGACUGAUACGAGUAGUGUUUGUGUUAUUGACGUGACUGAUACGAGUAGUGUUUGUGUUACUGACGUGACUGAUACGAGUAGUGUUUGUGUUAUUGACAUGACUGAUACGAGUAGUGUUUGUGUUAUCAACGUGACUGGUAGUAGUGUUUGUGUUUUCGACGUGACUGAUACGAGUAGUAGUUGUGUUAUUGACGUGACUGCUCCGAACGGUUCCUCAUGUAUCCAGUACUUAUCCAUUAUUUGUUGAUAUAACUAACCUGUCUCUAUUGUUCGUUUCCAUCUAACUUUAAGCCUUACCCAAACCUGGUCGUGUAUGAAUGAAAUGUAGAACUAUGUCUAAUCCAAAUAGUUUCUCCUAAUGGUCUGAUCCCAGUAGUUCUCGUUGUUGACGUGACUGAUCCCAGUCUUUCUCGUUGUUAACGUGACUGAUCACAGUAGUUCUCGUUGUUAACGUGACUGAUCCCAGUAGUUCUCGUUGUUAACGUGACUGAUCCCAGUCUUUCUCGUUGUUAACGUAACUGAUCCCAGUAGUUCUCGUUGUUGACGUGACUGAUCCCAGUAUUUCUCGUUGUUAACGUGACUGAUCACAGUAUUUCUCGUUGUUAACGUGACUGAUCCCAGUAGUUCUCGUUGUUGACGUGACUGACCCCAGUAGUUCUCGUUGUUGACGUGAC
Molecule: messenger RNA, 6434 nt
Organism: Limulus polyphemus (Atlantic horseshoe crab)
Lineage: Eukaryota; Metazoa; Arthropoda; Merostomata; Xiphosura; Limulidae
Gene: Myo31DF
Product: unconventional myosin-Id-like
Exons: 22
Coding region: 1-2832 (943 amino acids)
Biological process (GO): actin filament organization; vesicle transport along actin filament
Cellular component (GO): actin cytoskeleton; vesicle; cytoplasm
Molecular function (GO): actin filament binding; ATP binding; microfilament motor activity
Source: RefSeq, a predicted model, not a curated record